Molecule: messenger RNA, 450 nt
Organism: Medioppia subpectinata
Lineage: Eukaryota; Metazoa; Arthropoda; Arachnida; Sarcoptiformes; Oppiidae
Source: the annotation of a GenBank genome assembly
AUGUACAGGAAUGGUAUAAAACCCACAUUUCUCGGUGUGUUUCAAAUGAUGUCGGGUUUGGUUUCACCCAAAUCUGUUGGUCUCACGAAUCAGUCGGAAGUGAAUCGACUGCUCAGACGAAGCAAAAGAUCACAAUUCCUAUCGUUUACUUCACGAUAUUUAAUGGCAAUGAUUGAGAGGACAGCCGAGAAGACAGUGGGCUUCACGUGUUGGCAAAGAUAUAAAAUACAUGUCUUAGUUGUGGGCAAACAGUCGUAUAGCAAACUUUGUAUUUUGAAAUGUGAAAUGAAUAGCGAUUCAAUGGGAACUCAAAACCAAAGUAAGGCUCAGAAUAAAGCCAAUGCCAUCCAUACAAAGCUCAAGCUAAUGGUAAUGAUUGAGAGAAUGGCUGAGAAAAGAGUGGAUAACGCGCGCGUUGUCUAUGGGAUAAUACGUUUUCUCAUGAAAUAA